This is a messenger RNA of Nomascus leucogenys (northern white-cheeked gibbon), 1752 nucleotides long. RefSeq lists its product as uncharacterized. The transcript is spliced from 3 exons. The record is from RefSeq and is a predicted model, not a curated record. The coding region runs from base 415 to 837 and encodes 140 amino acids. Lineage: Eukaryota; Metazoa; Chordata; Mammalia; Primates; Hylobatidae.
GGCUGACGCAGGCAGCACCCUUCUGUAGAAGUAAUUGCCUUGCUGAGAAAACUUUUUGCCUGAGAGCUGGUUCUUCUUUGCAGCACCGAGCACACUUGUUUCUAACAGAGACAUGUGCCACCAUGCCCGGUUAAUUUUUCUAUUUUUAGUAGAGAUGGGAUUCUGCCAUGUUGGCCAGGCUGGUCUGAAACUCCUGACCUCAAGUGAUUUGCCCACCUCGGCCUCCCAAAGUGCUGGAUUACAGGUGUUAGCCACCACGCCCAGCCAUAUUUAAUUUUAAUAUGCAUUAUCUUUAGAAUAAUUUCUUUUUUGAAAAUCUUUUGGAGUGUUUUACUUUCUUUCUUGCUCUUGAAACCUGGCAUAUAGCAGGUUCUCAACAAAUAUUGAAGGAAGGAAUGAGGGUGAGAGAGAGAAAUGGUUUUCCAAGGGCCUGCACAGGAAAGAGACAGAAGGGCUCUAGUUGUCUUCUGUAACUGCUCCCAGCAGCUUCAGGCUCCAGGCAGGGUGCAAGGAAGCUGUCACUACCUGCCAAUAUCAGAUUCUGUGCUGCCUGCCACCACCAUGAUGUCAACUCUAUGGAUGCUUUUGUCUUUUCUUGGCCUUGGGAAGGACCCCAUGGCAGAGGCUGCAGAGACAGACUGGGGGCUUGAAGCAGGCCACUUCAGGGCUACUUUCUCAGACCUCUGCUCUCAGAUGCUUUUACUCUCCCUAACUCUUAAGGAUCCUUCAGAGUACUGCAAGUACUGCUCUGAAUCACAAAACGUCAGAUUGAAACCCAAGGGUGAUGCUCCACAAAUACAGACCUUGAGGUCCCUGUGCAUCAGUCCUUUACUGUGAAGAAACUCCACUGCCUCUGCGAUCUGCAGGAAGAUGUGCAGACACAUGCUUCUCUCUCUCUCCUCUAUGGUACAUCGUCCAUUCAUCCAGUCUUUGAGGUUUUCUUUUCUGCACAGCUGCAUUUGAAUGUAAAGAUACACCUUUGGUGAACUGGGCUGGAGUUUUUCUGUGGUGUUUUUAGUGAGAUCUAAACUUAAAGUGGUUGGUCUUGGAGGAGAAACUGACAAUGUAGCUUCAGAAGAAGAUUUGCUACUGGUGGGCUUGAAAGCAGUUAGUUUAUUAGCACAAUGGUUGCCAAUAUGCAAUUGAUUAGUUUUCGGCUCUUCUUUACUGGAAGCAUUAUCACAGCCAGAAUCUUCAAAUACUAUUGAAGAGGAGGUUCUCUCCCUUGACCUUACAUAAGGAGAAGCUUCAGAAGGACAAAGUUCAAAGGAGUGCCCCUCAUCAUUGCCAUCCAUAGUACCAUCUUCCACAUCACAGUCUGUAAGGCAACUGUCCUGGAGGUUGUAUGCUGCAUCCACUGACUCACUGAUGUCCUCAUGGUCCAUUCCUGAGAAUUCCAGUGGUGAGAACUGGCUCUCAGAUGAACUUGUCUGGUCACAAGAAAUCCCUACUGAAAAAGACCUGCUUCUUUGUGGUGAAGGAGCUAUGAUUUCAAUAUGUUCUUUUGUAAAGAAAGGAUCCAUUCUACGUAUUUUAACUGAUGGUGCAUCCAUUGGGCUAGGAGAGCUGAGUGGCCAGUCUGUGCUAAAAGUGGGAGAAAUACAAAGGGGUAAGAGUGAAUAUAUAUUGAUUAAAGUACCUGAACUGCACCCUCUGUUUAACAAGCUUCAACUAUAAUAAGGCCACUUACCAAAUGACAAACAACAAAACAACAUACAAACUAAAUAAAAACAUGCAAUGUGAGAUAGAGAA